Molecule: messenger RNA, 1673 nt
Organism: Prinia subflava (tawny-flanked prinia)
Lineage: Eukaryota; Metazoa; Chordata; Aves; Passeriformes; Cisticolidae
Exons: 2
Coding region: 321-1295 (324 amino acids)
Source: RefSeq, a predicted model, not a curated record
GAUUUCUAGAACAAAUUCUCGUUCUGGAAGGAAAAAAAAAAGAAGAAAAACAACUCUAUAGGAGAAGCAGGACCUGUCUGGGUGCCGAGUCGCUUUACCCGUGCGUGUCCGCAAGAAAAGAUACCAACCGGCGGUGACACUCUUAGAGACACUCACAGAGACAGCGACGACUUACCUGAAGCACCUCAAGAAGACGCGGAGAGUGCUGAAAAUUGACUGUUUUAAUAAUAAUCUAUCAUUGCACUAGCUUGACACUUAGAGACACGAUAAGUUAUUGGUUAAGGUUAAUAGCCUGUGUGCUACACUGUGUGCUUUUCACAAUGGGUGAAAUGUUAAGCAUGAGGGUGUUGGUUUUGAUCAGUGUGGUAGUAGAAACAAGAGCAGGGAUGUUUAACAUUGACACAAGGGAGAACAUGUGGGUUACUUGGGCCAAACAAACUAAACAGGAUUCCUUUUGUUUAUCUCUAGCGACGCCAUCCAAUCCUUUUAGAACCUGCUUGAUUGGAGUUCCACUGACCUCCAUGGCAGAGUUCAAGUCUUUAACCCCUGUCAGCAUUGACCCAAAAGGUGCUUUAGGGCCACAAGCUGCUGCCAUAGCGCGAAACCUUAGAACUGCUGGUCCAGAGCCUCAGGAGCUUGAUCUUUUAGGUUCUGUGCCAGGAAACUAUUGUCUUGUCUUUGGGCGCUUUGCAGUGAAUUCAAGUCUAUUAAUCAUAGAUGAGCAGCAAUUGAAAGGCCACGCUACGUGGCUAUCCCCUCAUUCACCAUUGUAUUACAAUUACACUGAGUAUUGUAAUAGUUGGGUCAGAUCUGUCACACAAUUGACAACAGCUGCUAAGAGAUUGCCACCAGGAAUCUUUUUAGUUUGUGGAGAUAGAGCGUGGUCCACAGUACCUCCAAACAGUGUCGGAGGACCGUGUUAUUUUGGUAAACUAACCCUGUUCGCACCUACUAUUCACCAGGUUCUAGGCUUGCCACAAAAGGCCCGACGAGUCAAACGCAGUAUGUCUCAACUAGGUCCCAACUGCAGAGAUCAAGUUAAGUUAUGGCAGCCUGCAGCCGUGAUCUCAGCAUCCGUUUUUGCCCCAGGAGUUGCUUCAGCACAAGCCCUCACACAACUGAAACAUUUAGCCUGCUGGACAGGGAAACAGAUUAACAUAACGACGAAGUUGUUGAGUGAGCUUGCUGAAGAUGUUAGUGGCAUUCGCCAGUGCUCCAGAACCGAGCCGCGAUUGACUUCCUUCUUUUGGCUCAGGGGCAUGGAUGCGAAGAGUUUGAAGGCAUGUGCUGCAUGAAUUUAUCAGACCACUCACGGUCGAUACAUCAGCAGUUAGCGCAGUUGAGGGACAACAUGAAACACCUUGUAGUUGAAAACACUCCGUUUGACAAUUGGCUGAAGUCUUGGAAUCUCACCGGGUGGAUUGUGGAUUUAAUUUGUUUUGGUAUAAUGAUCUUUAUUGCUGUCAUAGUAGUUUUGACAAUAGUGCCUUGCUUGAUACAAUGCAUGCGCAAAUUAGCCGACCGUGCCUUAACGUCAGUUUGGAUAGCCCAAAAAGAAAAAGGGGGAACUGUGGCCGAGUUUCUCAGGUAUCGUGGGCAUGAUAUGCUCACAGAUACCAUUUGAGCUAUUCCAAACUAGGCCAAACUAGGCCUCAGGCCUGGGUCUAGUAGGC